Messenger RNA from Marasmius oreades (fairy-ring Marasmius), 630 nucleotides. RefSeq lists its product as uncharacterized. The record is from RefSeq and is a predicted model, not a curated record. The transcript is spliced from 4 exons. NCBI's taxonomy places the organism in Eukaryota, Fungi, Basidiomycota, Agaricomycetes, Agaricales, Marasmiaceae. Bases 1 to 630 code for a protein of 209 amino acids.
AUGGCUACAGACAGCGUUGGCAGCAAAUUUAAGCCUGGUGUACAGUAUGGACCUGUUCUAUCCCAAACCGACUUGUAUCUGCUCAAGGCUGAGCUCGAGCUAAACCCAAUCCUGACGAGCUCAGCACCGAAUUUCAAUCUCAUAUUCAAUAUCUCCUCGGGCCAUACCACUGGUAUCAACCCAGCUGGCCCUCAGGAUAGAGAUCUCGGCUUUACCACCAAAGACGAAUUCGCGACGGUCCCUCGAGUAACCCGGCUGAUCUUGAUCACACGUCUGAGUCCGUGGUGCACCAUUGUCGAUAAUGAAAAUGGAGUCACAUUGAAAGACAUCUGCGAAGCGAUUUGGAAGGACUAUUCAGAGAAUUAUAUCACAGAUGCGGAGUUUUCGGCCAUCAAUCCGAGAGUGCAAGAGGCUGUAAAACGGACAGCAAUGAGUAGGCAAGCCGCAAACUCUCAAGCCAAUGCUUGGUAUGGGGCGUACACCCCCGCACAACCGCCAUCGAGGUUUAAACGCUACGAUUGGUUGAGAGACAAGAUCUUCUUCGACAGACUUCAUAAACAGGAUGAUUACGCCCUUCAGCGGCUAGGAUUCAAGGCUCCGAACAUCUUUGUGAUGGACUUCGUAUCGUGA